AUGCUGAUGUGUCAUGUGUUGAUUGGUGUAUUUAUAAAACCGCCCUCACCCUUCACCCUUACCGUCUCCUCCCUCAACAUCACCUUCUCACUAAAGCUGAGCUCUCUCAUCUCUAUCAUCGUGGCUCAGUGGCUCUCGCACAAGCUCUCUCCCUCUCUCGACUCCGGUCUCUCUACUAUCUCCAGUGUCGCACUCAAGCUCGUCGUCAGUCAUCACCGUCUCGCACUCAGUUGCCCUCGCGCGCCUUUCUUGUCGCAGCAGGUCCCGGGACUGAUCAUCGUCGUCGCUCCCUGUCUCGUCACCGUCUCACACUCAAUCCCGCGCCUUUGUUGCCUUUGUUGCGCUUGUCGCCGGCGGCGGCAGAAACAACAGGUUCCAGGGCUGAUCGUCGUUGUUGUCUUCUUGCUUCCACUCUCGCCAUCAACUUCCUCUUCACUGUCAGCUUCCUCCCCGCCGUCAGCUUCCUUCCCGGAAGCUGGUCUCCGAUUUGCUUGUGCCUUUGAAUCAAAUGAAAAGAUUUGUCAACGAAAUCUCCCUACAAAAGUGAAGGUGGCAGCAGCUCCAAAGAGAUUGAAGAUCCCUCACGUCCAUUACUGCAACACAGGCAAGCAGCUUUGAAUAGAGUGAA
Messenger RNA from Arachis ipaensis, 628 nucleotides. The record is from RefSeq and is a predicted model, not a curated record. NCBI's taxonomy places the organism in Eukaryota, Viridiplantae, Streptophyta, Magnoliopsida, Fabales, Fabaceae.